AUGGCUGAAAAUUUUGAGAAAUGUGUUAAAUUUAUUAAUGGUUUACCUAAAAAUGAAAAUAUAUCCGUUGAAAACAAAUUAGAUUUAUACAAAUAUUUUAAACAGGGCACAGUAGGUAAUUGUAAUAUCUCUGCACCAAGUUUCUUUAAAUUUGAAGAAAAAAAAAAAUAUGAAGCAUGGAAAUCUGUAGAGAAUUUAAGUAAAGACGAAGCAAAAAAGAAAUAUAUAGAUAUUGUUACAUCGUUGUAUCCUGAAUGGAAUAAAGAAUAA
This is a messenger RNA of Plasmodium relictum, 270 nucleotides long. RefSeq names its product acyl-CoA binding protein, putative. Bases 1 to 270 code for a protein of 89 amino acids. Lineage: Eukaryota; Apicomplexa; Aconoidasida; Haemosporida; Plasmodiidae. The transcript has a single exon. Gene Ontology annotation, biological process: fatty acid metabolic process. The record is from RefSeq and is a predicted model, not a curated record. Gene Ontology annotation, molecular function: fatty-acyl-CoA binding.